This is a messenger RNA of Acanthoscelides obtectus, 13283 nucleotides long. Lineage: Eukaryota; Metazoa; Arthropoda; Insecta; Coleoptera; Chrysomelidae. The record is from the annotation of a GenBank genome assembly.
AUCAACCUUUUGUUUAUUGGUCAGUUUGACCGAUAGUGGACAUAUUUGCUUAGGUGAAAUUAAAAAAUGAGAAUUCUAUAGAUUACAGUAGUGACGGAAAUAGGGCGCGAUUCUACGUCCGGAUGAUAAACCGUGGCACGAUUAAUUGGUCUUGUUCCUUAUCAAUAGCUCAUCUCAUUUUUCUGUCAGCUGUCAUAUAGGACAAUUUUAUUUUGUUUUGACGAUUGGGUUAUGUUUUGACGUUGUCGAAUGAACGAAUGCCAAACGAAGCAAUAUUUGUGAUGUAAUGUUUAUAUUUAUGUAUCUUUGAAGGUAAAUAUUUGCGAAGUUGAUAGUGAUUGGAGCCAGCCCAGUUUUAUCGAAAGUGUUGUCAACAUAUUGGACAUUUGGAAAUGCUUACAUUACUUUCAUAGUAAUAAUAGUAAGUGCAUAACAGAUCAACAUGGAUUAAAUUUGUAUGUUUUAUCUGUUUGGACUGAGAAAUUCCAAGAUAAGAAUGUUGUUGUGAUAAAAAUAUAGCUCAUAUCCUAGCUGCAGUAGUCUAGUUGUCAUGUAAAUUGAAAUAAAUAGCAUAGAAUGGAAUUUGAUUCUCAGAGCCAGUGUUCGGAAGAUGGUACAGAAAUACUUUCAGAAAAUGGAGACUUGUACCAAGACUUCUCCUUCUCUGAGGAUAAUCAGCCUCAAUUUCUUGAGGCAAAAGUUGUUUAUUUACUUAUGCAGAAAAACAUACCAGUUUCUAGAGCAACUAGGGUACAAUGGCUCCUUGAUCACUUGAAUACAACAAUUACCCCUAGUCAAAGAAUUAUGGAACCUUCUAGCAAUUUGGAAGUUAUAUCAGCAAUACCUAGAGAACAAACCAAUAUGAAAUGCAAUCGUUUUCUAGUUACCCAUCGUACUGAACUUAAAUUUUUAGCUCAUAGUUACAGAUUCAUAUACUGCCUAGACAUGAGUCCAUCUCAUGCCAAUGUUGAUAUCCAAAAAGGAGAAAUUCUCCUUGAUGAAAUUUUGAACUGUUUCAAAUCUAGUUUAUGUGGGCUGUGCAAAGAAUUUAUAAUACCAGGAAAUGAGCAUAUUUUCUCGCCAAGCAUAUAUCUGACAGUUAUCGCCAAUACUCCUUUUUUCAUGAGCCCGGCUCAGCAAGUUUUAGUAAAAGGAGUUCUUUUAACGCCUGACAAUCAAAACGAGGUUAUUAAAUAUGUUGAAAAACAAUUCCACUUGCUUGAGGGGAAAUUGGCUGACGUCUCUGCAACAGCAUUGGACCAGCUGAAUUUUCAAAGGGCACAAAGUGAAGUGUUAGUGGGAUCCCUUUUCGAUGUACCAGAAACGGGAAAGUUAUAUUCUAGGAUACCAAUGGUCUCACCUGAUGUAAAUUUUGUUAAUAUGUUAAGAUAUUCGAUGCUGGCUAUAACUCUCCUCCCCGAAAAUAGCAUUAGUCAUAUUCUAGUCAUAACAGAUGGGAUAGUUGCAAUGCCUGAUUCGAAUAUAAUGGAAACUUUAUUGUUCCAGUUACAUUACGAUAGUAUAGCCGUCUCAUUUUUAAAAGUUGGUUCUAGUUUUCAUCCCCAUUCAAGUGCAGGUUUUGUGUCUUACACUGAUCUGCUACAUUUCUUCUCUCGUGCUACUCUAGGCUGCUGUUUGGAGAAUUUCAUUCAAGUUGGGUCAGAUCCGUCCUUGGCGUUAAAUAUUUACCAUGAAUUGUUUUUGUUAUGGUCGUUUCAUCAUAUAAAUAGAUAUACUGCAAAAUAUUGUGAUACUACAAGAUGGGAUCCUGCAAAUGAUACAUUUUGUAGCCAUAAAGUGCCGACUUUGCUUUCCAAGAGACAGACUGAUGAAAAUACAAGUGCUUCCAUUUUACUAUUGAUAUAUAGACGAAUAAGAGAAGGUUUUACUGUAGAUAGUUUGUAUUGUUCCAAUGGGAAUUUAGAAAUAAAAUUAAUCUUACAGUGGAAAUCAUCUAUCUACCUACAUUAUAAACUGUGUUCACAAUGGCCAUCUAUAAAAAAUUCUACACAUUUUGAAGUCUGUGUAUCUGCUCCGUAUGAAUUUUUCCACGAUAUAACAUCAAAAGAAUCAAAAUCACUAUAUAGACAAGCAAUUAUAGAACGAUUUUGGUUAAGAUUAUCGCAGCUAUCACAAGGUGACUCAGGAUUGGCUCAGCAACUUAGUUGCUUUCAAAAUAAUAAAGACUGGUACACCUUGCCUGAGAGCAUAAGAAAUGGAAUACCUGUUUUCAUCCUGAACAAUUCUGGAAGCGCUGAUGGAAUGAAGUUGAUGUUGACACCAAGUGACCCAUCGUACCCAAAGUUUGUGAAUAUCUGGCAACCUGUAUGCCAAAUGGAAACGGGUAAUUGGAGAAAGUGGUUACACGUUCACAAAGUUUCUCUGAUUCUGAGACAUGAUCAUCCUCUUCCCAAAUAUUUACACUUGGCCAACUCAUCACAACGAUAUCAGGUUGUCCAAUGUAGACAGGCAGCAGCAGCCCUAUAUGGCUACUUAGCAGAAUGGGCCUCUUUCAUUCUUAUCGACAAUCACACAUAUUUAAAGCUUUUGACCAAAGAAUCUGGGAAGCCACCAGUUUGGUUCUGUAUAGUACGUGUAUCAUCAAAGUUCCCAUGUGUCGUAUUGAAUAUUGGGUUUACAACUGGCACGCCUAGUCAAACUAGAUUUGAGGUUUGCGAGCAGUUGAAACACGAAAUAUCUGUGCUGUGUUAUUCUUCAAAUCCUGUGAAAAUGAAAGAAAAUUUGUGUUGUGUGUUAUUGCAGAAACCCCUAGAAAAAAUUUUGAUAAGAUAUGAACGGAUUCCAAACAAUUAUACAACUGUGGUAUUUCCAGACGGUACACAACCACCUCAUACUUCUUGUCUAAGUUUGCCAUCCCCAGUAACUGGAUCGCUGUUCACAACACUUUCAAGAUAUCUAUUUCAUAAGAGGUGGAUAUGGAGUGCCACAUUACAGGCAAAUCCAAAAUUACCAGAUAAUUCUAUAUCAAGAAUCCUAAGCACACUUACAAAUAUGAGGUUACGAGAGGGUUACAGCUUCGCUCAUUCCUCAUCUGGUAUUAUAACAAUGGUGAUAGAACUAUGGAUGGAACCCACAGCUACUUGUAUAGUUCAAUACGUUCUUUUUCCACCGCACUGCUGUUUAGGAGAUGAUAUUUACAGCGGCUCAGAAGAAGAUAAUGAGCAAUCGUCAGAUUCAGAGGCUGAGCUGCAAAUGGUCACUGAGGUGUGGAUUGAACCACAGUAUGGCAAAGUCGUCCCAAACAAUCCUAGAAUCAGUUAUAUUGACAACAAGGCUUAUUAUGAAAUUGCAGAUGCUAUCUGUAAAGUGGACCUACAGUGCAUAAGCUCUCUGUUAACAAUGGAACAUCUAAGUUUAAUGUGCCAAGAGAAGAGUGAUGAUCGAUUCAACUUGAGCGGUACUUUCAAUAAUAUUAGUCAAAUCACUGUUUGUCGAAAGUCGUACUCGAGAAGAAAUAGUAAGAACAGUUACUUGGAAUCACCAUCCAUCUUAGCUAGAAGCAAAACCCAGUUGUACCCCAUUACUAGUCCGAGGAUCGAGCAUAUGCCCUUCAAAUUUGACCCCAUAUCAAUUCUGCCCGUAUGUCAACAAACUGAGUUGACCUUUUCAAUGUUCAUCGAAGCACGAGACAAAUCUUAUAUUGCUGAAAAUAGUGCAGAUAAGUCGAAUAAGUUAUUGCUUGAAAAUAUAUUGGAGCAUCUUGCGCUGAUACACGACCAAGAGCUAGAACUGACCAAAGAAGAUUCUGACAGGUUUACGCAAGAAGUUCUAUUAAGACAUAAGAAUACAAGUGGUCAUACUUGUCCGAUAUCAGAAAACGUUAAUUGCAGAGUAUACCCUCAAGAGAAAGAAGAUAUAACAGGAGCUCAAUGGAGGUGUUUUAUAAAAGGCGUAUCAGAAACCCACGUAAUUCUAACCUUUAUUGCCGCCUCGAUAGAUGAUCUCAAAAGUCUAUUAGCUGUAGACGUAGACCACACCAACAUUCCAAGUUUGACUGAAAGCUUAGAUAGUACGGAACGAGCUUCUUCUAGAUGCAGUAACUUUAGCGAUGUGCCUAUCACCUCGACCAAUUCGGUUUGUCUGCCAAUUUACGUUUUUGAUUGUCCACUCAGAGGAUUGGUCAAUGCUUAUAUCAAUAAUCAAGAAGAUGUGCCUCCAGCAGAUAUAUAUGAAGACCAUAUGUUUAAGCAUGGCGAUAUCUCUGAAGAGUGCAUCAAGCUAAAAGAAGACUGUGAUAUUCCUUCGGAGCCUAAAGAGGAUAAUGACAACCACAACAGUGUCCGUCAACACUGUAAAACUUUGAUAGUAACUCAUUCGAAAUGUUUCACAAUAUCCCUUUUCAUAGCCCUUCACAGGGGUAUUUUUAUUCACAGCUAUGAUGUCCAAUCAGCUAUCGAUCAAUGUGAAGAGUCUAUCACUGAAAUAGAUAUCACAGAAUAUAUUAUGACAGUAUGCGCCCAUGUCAAGCAGCUGAACUCUGACCACAUGCUUGUGAAAGACUUAAACCAGGCACAUCCAUGCUAUGAAUUGAAAAAAUUGCAUAAUUUGAUCAAAGAAAAGUUUUUCAAGAUGCUGAAUACCGUUUUCUAUCCUAUACCGACGAACAGCGAGUACUAUUUUUUCAAGAAUCUCAAAAAUGCUGAGCCUUUAGAAGAAAUGAGUGAUAGCGAUGACGAAGUUUCGGAAAAUCCAUCAGAAGUUGUGUUUAAAUCAGAAAUAAGUAUUUACUCUGAAGGUCCACAUUUAUUACAAAGAUUAGAGAGUGGAAUAAGCGGGAUCAGCGAGGUCAAUAGCAGUGAGGUCGAACCAUUGUUUUUGCAUCUGAUUUGUACUUUAAGGUGUGGGCAUGGUGAACAGUCUCAUACAUCCGUGAGAGUCAUCCCAACUUGCUUAGGCGAACUAAUUCAGAAUUUGGAUCCUUCUAUAGAAUUUCUUGACAAAAACAACAUCCGCGUAACGUUGGAUAUGUUAUGCUUAACAUUACCUUCAGAUGUUGAAAAUAUAAUUAACGACUAUUCUUCACAUGGUAUGAGAACGACUUCAUUUUGUUCAGAUGGUUUUCCUCCAAAUGUAGCUAGCAAUGUUUCUGAAGCAAGUUUUAUUCCAGAGAUAUCGGAGCCGCUAAAACGACUAUCCGAAAACCAAAUGAAAUCUGUGUUGCAAAUAAGAGACGAAAUAAAAUGGCUUUUGCGUGACGAAAUUUGCACAGCUCUAUUGGACCAGGAACCAGUUUCAACAGACACUUUGAACUACGUUAUAAAGCAUGUCAGUGACGGUACUGCUAUUAGAUCAUCUUGUGUACUAGAUCAUAUCAAUUUAAACUUCGUCUACGCCACGGCCCAGAGCUAUGAAAAAUUUCUCGAAGAGUUCAAAAAUCUAUCAUUAGUGUGUGGUAGAUACAAACUUUGCCAAGAGCAAGACCUUUUUUACUUAGCCAAAGAUCCGAAAGUGCCUAAUACCGUGCCCAACAUACAUUUUAUGAGAGCGGAACAGGUUUCCUUAGGGACAAAUCCAAGUUUUUUGAACCUAGGAAGUGGAUUUGGUGACGAUCUGGAAGGUAGUCUGAAAGAAAUAUUUACGUCGAAUGAAGAUAACCGUCAAGAAAGCUCGCAACCCAGUGAGAUAUCUAGCAUGAAUGAGAGUGCUGCAGGAACGGACGGCUACGAGGACGACGAUGAAUACGAAGAUUACGAUUGGUUAACGACCUUAGACGAUAAAAGACCACAUUUAUCAAAUUUCUGGUUGAUACUGAAAAUUACUCAGGACGUUGUUACCAUUUAUUUUCAUUGUAGAUUCUUGGAGUUACCCACGUACCGUGUUGGAGUAUACAUAGAAGUUCAACGAGCAGUCAGAGAAUCUGUCAGAGAUCUAUGCAAACGUGUUAACCAACUUUUGCUGCUUCAAUCACUUUAUGAUACUAAGACUUGCGAUUCAUUACUAGAACCUGACGACUGCAGUGAGUGUAACUCGCCGAUUUCGAGAAGUGCUUCUUUCGCCAGAUUGAAAGGCUUAGACGUUGAAGAGCCAACCGAUUUUGAUAUGAUGAUUUACUCAACAUCACUAUCUGAAGCAUCUCUAAAUCUGAAACCAGGAUAUUUCAGUUGUCCAGUAGUAUGGGAAACACCAUUUAUUUUGCAUCCUCGCUUGAAAACAGGACCUGGAAAAUCUGGAAUAUCCAGAGGGAUCCUAGCGUUAAAAACUAUACUCGACAAAUUUUCUGUUUUAAAUCGAAACAAUAUGUUUGUCUAUAAGGACAACCAGAACAAUGUUUUUUAUUUGAGAUUACACGAAAACGUGCAAAACUCCGGUACAAAAUUAUCGCUGAUGAGAUCAAAUGAAUACGAAAGUGGGCCAGUGUCUAGAAGUCCGUCCAUUGCAUCACUGCCUUUAGGACAAAAUAAAUCAAACUUAACCCAGUCAGAACAAAGUAUAACCUCGACAACAUCGGGAGACAUCAGGCCAAGAGUGAGAUCAUUCGGUGAAAAAGAGAGCAAGGAUAAUCCUAACGAAGAUACCCUGAUACUAAAAGUACAUGGAAUCACUGAAGCAGGUUCUGAUGUUCAAAACGAUCUAGUUCAAGUAUUGCAAAACAGACUGGAUGAUGCUGUCUUGGAGUUUCUCUCGAUUAUGUUGGCCAGAAAUGCUAUGUGUCCUCUUACCCCAGAAGAUGUGCAUUUCGUUCAGAAACCAUUCAGGCCUCCUGAGGUAGUUGUAAGGUUGACUAUCCAAGACUUCGCGCUCCAAUACUUAGAAUCAUUCAUUCACUACUUGAAACAGAACCUUCUACAAUUUCUCAACAUACCGAAAUAUACGGAUAGCAGAACACAUUUUCACUUUAAAGACUAUACUGAAAAUGAAGAAGGGACCCACAUGGCUUGUGAAGAUAAUAUAUUUAUCUAUAAUCAAAGUCAAAAUCCGUCAGCUGGUAGUCGUGGCAUAGCCUGCAUCGCUUUGGCACUGAUUAACAACAAACAGACAGGACAAAAGUUUCACUCGAAUGAUUUUACAAAGAUUUUCGAGACUGGGGAUUUUGAUAGUGUUGUGAAUUCCGAAAUCAUUUCAAAUAAUGCUGAAUUGCCACCUUCGUACAUAGAGUUCCGUAUUUGGAAACAAGGCCGGGUAAACAUAGAGAACCUCUCGCAAAAAAUGGAAGCCACCGUAUCUCAAGCUAGUUGGGAUAUUGUGAUGGAAUAUUUCCUUUUAACACAAACUGUUUGCGUUAACUCAAACGAAAAAUUACCCGAAAAAUGCUCCAAAUUGGAAAUUGACAAGUUAAAUUUGGAUUUCAGUAAGGAGAUUGAGUUUAAUUGUACUCUAAGCUCUAGUUGUGAUAACUAUGUUAGACCCACUGUCUACUGUGAUAAACCAAAGAUUCAACAAUAUUUGAAUAGAAAAAAGAGGAUCCGUGGGCCACUCAGAGCUGUCGCUAUAGAUGAAAGUGAUGAGAGAGAUAAUUUUAAACCUCCCGUAAGAAAAAAGUUGAAACCAAAUCAGCUAGAAUCGGGAGACACUGGCAGGCUCUCAAUCGUAUACUCUAAGUACUUACAGCAUUGGUUAGAAUUUGGAUUUUCCUUGAAUACCCCGUCUGUAAAGAAACACAAAAUAACCCUAAUUAAUCGACACCUACCGACCACUAUCAUAAACGAGCUAGUUAGCAUGCUCCUAGACUCGCCAAAAGUUUUCAGAUGUUUCCUAACAAAUUGUAUUAAAAACGAAUCAGAAGAUAUUUUCGUGCCUUAUGUUGCAUCGAAUUUGAUACCGAGGUCGAUAAUAAUUUCGAGAAACAUCGAACAUUGGAUGGCAAACGUAAAAUGUAAAAGUGCAGACGAUUUCCCCGAUUACAUGAGCCCUCAGAAUUUGAAGCAUACGCAAAAAUUUGUACCUGCUAUUUGUAACAACAAUUUUAUACCGAGACAGAAGAUCUUGUGGAUAUCCGUGGAGAAUGAUAAUAUCAUUAUUUACACAUAUAACUGGGUAAAAGACAACGUAGACAAGCUGAUAAACAAUUGUACAAACUUGGGUUACUGGUUAAACGUUAGAUCUUCGUUCAUAAACUCGGUAACAUCGCAGAAGUUGGGUAUCUUUCAUAACCAGCCUUUAACAAGAAAAGUAUUUAUGAUACCGAAUAACCCUUACACAAACAUAAUAGGAAGUGUAGAGUAUACUCUAACUUUUCCGAAAGACCAUUCUCACAAAAGACCACACCCGUUGUUGAACUUUGCUGCAAUCUUAGAGGCAUUCAGAGACAACUAUAAAAUAUGCAAGUACGCUUCACUCGACCCGGCAGUCACUUUCACUUUAGAAAUCAGAGAAAUGAAGUCUUUAGAAAAAAGAAGUAGGGAAGAGAUGAAAACGUUACAUGGAAUGUAUCAAUCCAGAACCAGUACAGUGACUGUCCAGCAGAUCUAUAUGUUGAUCCAGAAUGCUAGAAUCGUUCAUUACUGCCACACGCCAUUGUUGUUUUUGUCAAGAUGGAGAUUGAAAUCUGCAUCUACCAGAGAUCAUUCCUUGUAUCCUUCACACGCGAUACAACUAGCUGAUUUGAUGGCUUCCGAGCAGAAAGAGAUGUGGCAUACUGAACUAUGCUAUGGAUUUUUCUUAGAAUAUAGGCAUUAUUUGCAGACCUUAGGGUUCAUCCCGUUGCAGAUCAACAAUCAACAUACCACUAAUACGAUCUGGACUAAUGACAAAUCAUCUUACAACAAUGUAUUUUAUAUACAGAAAACAAUUUUGGGUGGAAUUUUGAUAUUCACUGUAGAAUUCAGUGAACCAUUUUUUGUUACCAAAUUACUUGCCAUAGAAUGCAAUAGACUACAAAAUAUCACAACUAGAGUAUCAAUAGCUUCAAUAAACAGAUUCACUCUCAGCUUUGUGGAUGAAUGCGACAGAGUGAAGGUUCUGAUGCACCUUCAUUCUUUUACUUAUGACUACCACCUACGCUCAAUAUACAACUACAUAUCUGGAAGCCAAACAGUCAAUAAAGUAUGCGAAAAAUAUAACGUGCAUCAGUUCCUAGACGACUUUAUGAAGUACUACAACAAAGCUCCGAAUUUUGCCAGAAAUCUAGUACACACAGAUAUUCUUACGAUAAAAAAUUUAGUAACUGAGGGCAAGCAACUGUUCGAUUAUUUACUAUCAAAUAUAAGUCAAUACAACUUCAAGGUUUUCGAAAUGGAUAUCUGGGAAGGAGAACCAGAAUAUAUUUUGGUUCAAGUGACCACUACACCACAGAUGUCAUAUAAAGACUCUCAGGAUUGUCAACAUACUGAUGAUUUCGAUAUCACCUUGGUUGUAUAUAAUUUAUGUACGCCAUAUAGUCAUAAAGAUAAUGUGCUGCAUUUAAAAUACUACUUGAUAUUGACGUCCAAAAGGUAAUAUCCCUAUCAUUUUUAAGAAAUUUCUUUUGAAGCAACAAUAGUUGAGUCUCUCAUGUGUUGUCCUUUAUCAUCUGGGUAUGAGUUUUAAGUUAAAGUUUGAUUACAGAAACAUAUUGUGCUUUGAUUUUUUUUUUCUCUUUUUUGUCAUUUUGGAAUGAAUUAGUUGAAAUUGUAUUAUCCGUAGACGGCUUGAAAAAUGUGCUCUCUGUUUUGUUUUGUCACUGGGCCAGUACUUUGAUCAGUCCUAGACUGUUUGCUGGCCAUCUUGCAGUAAGUGUAAUUUGUUGUUUUUACCUAUUUUGUAUCCUAUGUAAUUUUUUAACUGCAAAUAAACGCUAUUAUUAUUAUUACUUCCCACGCCUGCUGGCGAGGAAGUAUUGUAAUCGCGAAAAAUUUUUAAAAUGGAUCUGUUCUCGAAGAGCACGUCCCCCACGGAGUAUCGAACAUAUACAGAUAGGUGAAAGAGUUUUUUUGAGCAAAGUAAACAUACUUGCGUUGCAAAAUCAUUCACAGCUAUGAUUUGAGGUACAUAUAAUACCACAGGCUGAAAUAAACAAUGAUCGUAUUACAUUUAGUUAUAUGAUCCAUCUUCUAUUUCCUUUUUCAUGUAUAAAUUCCAGUGACGUGUCCGGAAACUUUUGAACCGCAAUGUAUUUUUCUAUUUGUUCUAUCUUGCAGAGAAAUAUAUCCAAAAUCCGAAAUCGAGGAGAAGCUGGGGAAAUUCAGAACCGUAUCUUCAACAGCAAGGAGUUUAUCUUCAACUACAGACAAGGACUCAAACCCUAAUCUGACUGAGACAUUCGAAAGUUCUACUGAGUACGCCAGCAUAUCAAGAAAAAACAGCAAUGGCAGUAUCAAUCAAGAAGAAUCGUCCACUCAAUCUAACUCUCUGCCUUAUGUACAGCUAUCACAAGAAAUAGUCAAUUACUUGGGUUAUUAUUCUUCGCACGAGCAGUUGAUGCAACAGUUGAUUUUGGACAGGGCUAAUAACACGCAGAAACAUAUCAAGGAUAUGGUUUCUAAAGGUAAAAUGCCGUCAAGUAGGUUAAAUCUGCACUUUCCACCCAACGCUGUCAUAGUUCAUAAACGAUAAAAAAACGUCAAGCAUGAAAAUCUGUAAUAAAGGAACUAAAUGAAUUAAGUCAGUCAAAUAGGCUCUUACACUCGAAAUACCGCAAUCCCCCGUUUUUAAAGGAAAAGGUAGUAUUUUGUACUUCUGUUUACUCACCAGAUAUUCGCUUUCACCAUGCCUAUCUACUGAACUUCGUUUUUACAUAAAACAUUUGCCUUUAAUGCGAUAUCUCUUUAUAUGUAGUUCGAAAUUCAACAUUUAACUUUUGACGACUUUGAAAAACAUUAUGAAUCUGCUUUUAGAGUGCCAAAAUAAAAAAUGUUUAUCUUUAACUUUUACUAUUUUUAACAUCCAUAAUGAGAGCAAUUAUAUUACUUACGUCUAAUAUUUUUGUAUAAUUAUUCUCAGUGCACUUUUGAAACGCAAUUUUUCAAAUUUUGUUAGGAAAAAGACGUGCACUUAAGUUUUUUACAGAAACGUCAAUAUGGACAUCCCAUUUUAAUCCAGCAUCAAGGUGUCCUCCAAGAAAUUUGAUCUUACUGAGACUGUUGGAUGACCCAAUAUUCCUAGCUGAAAAAGUAAUGUUCACAAUUUUCCCUUUAUUCAUCAGCAGCUUACGGCGCACCACCUGUAUAUUUCUGUAGGAUUUCUCAAAAUUAUCUGCAGUAGAAAAGAGUUGUAUCCACAAAAAGCGUGUAUCUAUAGUUUGCGUCCAUAAGUGGAAGGUCAUUUAUAUAUAUCAGUAAGAGAAUGGGGCCUAAAACUGGCCCUUGGGGAACUACCAUACUUCACUCUACUGUUUGGUGAUGAUACCCCAGCAACCGUAACCAUGUGUAAACUGUCUUGGAGGAAUGAGUUUAGGAAAUGGAUGUUGUCCUCACUGAUACUGUAUGCUUCCAAUUUCCUAAGUAGUAAAGAAUGGUCAAUAGAGACGAACACUUGGGCCAGAUCACAGAAUAGGACUGUACUGUACUCAUGAUUGUGGAAACAUUCCAGAGACUAGCUCCAAUAUUCUCAUCGGGUCGCUGAAAAGGUUUUUUGUUUCAAGAAACUCAGUCAAUUGCAUUACAUUUCUCUAAGACUUUGGUAGCUAUCGGUAAAAGAUAAAUUGGCCUGUCAUUUUCUGGGAAUUCGUUGUCACCUUUUUUGAAGAUUUUAAAGAUAUAUGGGAAUAUUGGUUUUUUCCUCUUAACUGAAUCCUUGAUGCGGCAUUUACCAUAAGAUAAUCUCAGUUUGCCAUGACGUGGCGACAGUGUGAUAUCCAAAACUAGUAAAAGGCGUUGAAUCAGUCUACUAAUUGAGCAAUUUUUCCAGGAAUGGUGCAUUGCCGAACCCAUCUUCUCUGGAACCGACUCAUUGCACCUCAAGAGCUGAACGGCCUUUCUUACGAAGAGUUUUUGGAACUGAAAAAGCUUGCCAAACUACAACAUUUAUGCGAAAUGCAUCCAAAUUUGGGACCACUACUGAACCAACCUCUCAGCUGGUACCAAGGACUGGCAAAAUUGUUAUUGAACAAAUACGUGGAUCAUAAUAGGACGUUCAUUUCUCCUGAUGGCAACGUCCAACACUACGUGAUAUUGCAUCAGAGAUAUUUUGGGGCUUUCAUGCUUUUGUCUCUAGAUCUUCACACUUCUAGAGGUGAACUCUAUGCAGUCUAUCGGGAGCCCCACAAGCAAGAAGAUGCUGACUUGUGUCUAGCUUAUCAGAAAUCUUUGUUGGAUGGAUUCGUUAAUUGUAUUUGCUUUUAUUUGUGGUCUGGUAUGAUCUCCAACUGAUAUUUGAGCAACUCUUUCAGUUGGUUUUCAAAGUGAUCAAAAAGCCUUAAGAAGAAUGACCCGUUUGGCAUUAUAUCUUUAAUAUUAUAUUUUCGAUUUUCGUUCUUGGACUGAAACCAACAGAAAUUAAUGUAAAAUUUUGAAAUAUAUUUCGUUGUUGAAUUGCGACUUAACGUGAAUAGAGUUCGAUAAUAAUUAACUUCAGUGAUGUCUUUUUAAAUAUGCUUCAGUUUUUAUCGAGAUGUAGUUCACUACAGAGGCGUGCAAAUUGAAGAAAAGACACUACUUUAUUCUUUUGCAGGCUUCUACAUAAUACUAGAUUCCUGUUCAAAAUUCCCACAAAUGUCUGUGAAUAGUCUAUCUUCAUAUUUUGAGCUCUAUUAUCGCACCGAUAAUAGUAAUUAAUUUUUUAUUUUCAGUAAAUGUUUCUGAUGCAUAAUAUUGUAUAGAAACAUAUUACCGUGUGCAAGGACAUCCAGAAUAUCAAGUUUUUUUAGUAAAAUAGUUUGUAUUAUAAGUAACCUUCUAUUCAUGACAAUUUAUCAAAAUAGAGCUUAAAAUAAAGAACUAUGAUUCUAUUUUGAGCAGGAGAUAACGUUGGUUAGCUUUUAAGAUGGAAACAUCUUUAUCUUAUAUUUGGUAACAAAAAAUAUAAAACCACUGUGGGCCAAUGAAACAGCUCUUGUAGCAAUAUUAUAUUGAAGAAUAUCAUUUUAAUAGUCUGACUAUUAUUAGUUAAUUGUUGAUACUCAAAUGGUUUAAGUUAGUUAUUUGGAGUUGCGUUAUUGGCUGAUUUUCAUUUUCAAUGAGUUGCCUCCGAGUCAAGUUAGACUUUUGUUUUUAAUACUAUAGUUUGUUAUAUUUUUAUUUGUUGAUAUGUUGCUUGGAACAAUAAAAUCAAUGGCUCAGUGUACUGUGAUAUAUAUUUGUACAAAUUCAAAAUGUGCCUGACGAUUGUAGGAUUUAUGAUGUUUUAUAGUACCUUUUCUAAAGAAAUUUAUUUUUUUCAAAAUGUAAUCUUAAUGUGCCAUGUUCUUC